GGGUUUCAGCGCUCUCCACUUUGGGGUUAUUGUGGCGGGGGGGUAUUGGGUACCUGUACCAUAUUUCUAUCCUCAAAGCUCCCCCAUCCGCGCGCUUACUUUUUCCUUUUCUUUUUCUUCUCCAUUCCCUCAAUUCCUCUCCUCUCCUCUCCUCUCCCCUUCUUCACCAUUUCUUUCCCUUUUGUUGAUUUUCUCUUCCUCCCACAAUGUCUGUUUCUGCGCUUCUAAGAAGCCGUGUCAGGCGGCCUUCCUACCUCAAAAAGCUCGCUAAGGCAGAAGACCUCGUUGAAUUUUUCCCCCAUGGCUCCUACAUCGGCUGGUCCGGAUUCACGGGUGUUGGAUACCCCAAGAAAGUUCCAACGGCGCUGGCCGACCAUGUGGAGAAGAACAAGCUCGAAGGAAAAUUGCAAUACACUUUGUUUGUCGGUGCUUCAUCUGGUGCGGAAACAGAGAACCGCUGGGCGAGACUGAACAUGAUCGAGCGUCGGAGCCCUCACCAGGUUGGCAAGGAGAUUGCCAAGGGUAUCAACUCGGGACAGAUCAAGUUCUUCGACAAGCAUCUGAGCAUGUUCCCUUCGGAUCUUGUCUACGGCUGGUACACGCUGAACAAACCCAAGAACAGGCUGGAUGUCGCUGUUAUUGAGGCAUCUGCUAUCACCGAGGAUGGCGGUAUUAUUCCUGGUGCUUCCGUCGGCGCAUCGCCGGAAUUGGUCCAGAUGGCCGAUAAAGUUAUCAUUGAAGUGAACACCGCCAGCCCUUCAUUCGAGGGUCUCCAUGAUAUCACCAUGUCUGACCUCCCUCCCAAUCGCAAGCCUUAUCUCAUCAUGCAGCCCGAGGACCGGAUCGGAACUCCUCACAUCCCCGUUGACCCCGAGAAGGUUGUCGCCAUCGUGGAGUCAGAUUACCCGGAUCAGACCCAGCCCAACGCCCCAGAGGACGCAACCUCGCAGGCCAUUGCGACCAACCUGAUUGAGUUCCUGAAGCACGAGGUCAACCACGGCCGCCUGCCCCAGAACUUGUUGCCGAUCCAGUCCGGCAUUGGAAACAUUGCCAACGCUGUCAUCGGUGGAUUGAGCAAGGGUGGCGCUGAUUUCACCAACCUGAAGGUGUGGACUGAAGUGCUUCAGGACUCGUUCUUGGACCUGUUCGACAGCGGCAACCUGGAUUUCGCCACUGCGACAUCGAUCCGUUUCUCCCCAGACGGAUUCAAGCGUUUCUACGACAACUGGGAGCGCUACGCCGGCAAGCUCCUCCUCCGGUCUCAGCAGGUGUCUAACUCCCCCGAGAUUAUCCGUCGGUUGGGCUGCAUCGGCAUGAACACCCCCGUUGAGGUGGAUAUCUACGCUCACGCCAACAGCACCUGUGUCAUGGGUUCCCGCAUGCUGAACGGCCUCGGUGGUUCCGCCGAUUUCCUCCGUAGCUCGAAGUACAGCAUCAUGCACACUCCCAGCACCCGGCCCAGCAAGGUUGAUCCUACCGGUGUCAGCUGCAUUGUGCCCUUCUGCACACACAUUGACCAGACUGAGCACGACCUUGACGUCGUUGUCACCGAACAGGGACUUGCCGAUGUCCGUGGUCUGUCUCCUCGUGAGCGUGCUCGUGUCAUCAUCGACAAGUGCUCUCACCCCGACUACAAGCCCAUCCUGACUGACUACCUCGACCGGGCCGAGUUCGAGUGUCUGAAGAAGGGUAUGGGCCACGAGCCUCACUUGCUCUUCCAGGCCUUCAAGAUGCACCAGAACCUGGCUGAGAAGGGAACCAUGAAGAUCAACGGCUGGGAUUAAACUGUUUACAU
Messenger RNA from Aspergillus alliaceus, 1795 nucleotides. It is a transcript of the gene coaT, whose product is annotated as acetyl-CoA hydrolase ACH1. The transcript has 4 exons. Lineage: Eukaryota; Fungi; Ascomycota; Eurotiomycetes; Eurotiales; Aspergillaceae. Bases 207 to 1784 code for a protein of 525 amino acids. Gene Ontology annotation, cellular component: mitochondrion. The record is from RefSeq and is a predicted model, not a curated record. Gene Ontology annotation, molecular function: acetate CoA-transferase activity; acetyl-CoA hydrolase activity. Gene Ontology annotation, biological process: acetate metabolic process.